Messenger RNA from Lasiodiplodia theobromae, 1446 nucleotides. Its product is annotated as Mitochondrial DNA helicase protein. Gene Ontology annotation, molecular function: DNA helicase activity. The record is from RefSeq and is a predicted model, not a curated record. Lineage: Eukaryota; Fungi; Ascomycota; Dothideomycetes; Botryosphaeriales; Botryosphaeriaceae. Gene Ontology annotation, biological process: DNA repair; telomere maintenance. The transcript is spliced from 3 exons. Bases 1 to 1446 code for a protein of 481 amino acids.
AUGCUCAGCAGCGGCCAUGCAGCGGACGGUCUGCACCGCCUUGCGGCAUGUGCAUCAUCAGCUCACGCUGCCGCCGAAGUCGCGCUUUCACGCCGGUAUCAGGGCAUCGUCCAGCAUCGCAUCGAGCGCAGCAAGCAGCACCCGGUCAGAAUUCAAAGCAGAGAGAAAUGGACGAGGAAGAAGGCGAAGAAUCCAAAGGAGAAGCAUGCGCGCAAAGAGGAGGAAUUAAAGAAAAAGAUGCUCAACGAGGAGCUGCGAAACCCAAGGGUGCUGGACCGAUUCCUCGACCAGAGCGAAUGGGCGGGAAGGCUGUAUCCGGAGCGGCCGCGAGAUGCGUCUGGCAACCCAUUACCUCUGACCGACGAGCAGCAGGCCAUCAUGAAACUGGUCGUCAAGGACGAGCAGAACGUCUUCUUUACCGGGCCCGCUGGCUCUGGCAAGUCCAUGCUGUUGCGAGAGCUAAUCGUUGCACUCGAGGAGAAAUACCCUACGAGACCGAACCGCGUCCAGGUUUGUGUGCUUACUGGCUUGGUCAAAGAGCAAGCAUGGGGGAAGAAUUUAGAGGAAGCCAGGGCUGUUGUUCUCGACCGCAUUUCGAUGAUGAGACCGGGUGAUUUUGUCCAAUUGGAGCGAGAUGCGCGGAGGAUACGCAAAAACAACAGACCGUUCGGCGGCCUGCAAAUCGUGGCUACUGGGGACUUUGCUCAACAACUACGUGACCCGAACCCGAAAGAGCAACAUCCCGAACCGAAAAUGUCCUUGUCCCACGUCUUCCGCCAAAAGGAUCCAGACUUGGUCAGAAUGCUCAACGAGACCCGAGAAGGCCGCGUCUCAAAACGCACCAUCGCCACGCUGGAAAGACUGAACCGGCCGCUGAUAAAAUGGCAUGGCCUAGAGCCAACGGCCCUUUCGUCGUCCCCAGAAGAAGUCAAUGAAGUGAACAGGACCCGGAUGGACCGACUCCAAGGAAAGGGAUACACGUACCGCGCCCUUUCCUACCACGGCCAAGAUUUUUCACGGGCUCGGCAUAGACUGUCCCGUCAGUGUAUUGUUCCAAACUCGCUACAACUAAAGCUACAAGCACAAGUGAUGCUCACAAAGAACCUCUCCGACCCUCGCCUGACCAUCGGAACCAUUGGCAAAGUCGUAUCAUUCCACCCCACCGGCCAGGGGGACAUUCCUCGACCGAAGGUCCGCUUCGUGCUUCUGGACGGCAGCACCGUAGACCACAUAUGCACCGAGGAGACGUGGAAGGCCGAUUGCUACGUGCCGGGCCAGGGCCGGAAGAUUCUCGCCAGCAAGACGCAAAUCCCGCUCAUCCCCGCCUGGGCUCUGACCGUCUCCGCGGCGCAAGGCCUGACGCUCCCGCGCGUCAAAGUCGAUCUGGCGCAGACCACCUCCAACUCGCCAACUACACCAAGCCCAAAGGCAGCCCGAGCACGCUGA